CGUCGAGUGGGCGUAAGGCCGGGCAGCCGCUCCGCAACGCCCCUCGCUCUGCCGCGCUGCGCCCACCGUCCGUGGCCUCGGAGCACCGGGCCCAUCCCGGGCAGCCAAACCGAGCUAUGACGCCCCCAGCCGUGUCCCCGCCCGCCCGGUGGAGCGCGGCGGCCCCGGGACCGGCCGUACCAGGGGUCCGGGCCCUGCUGCUGUGCGCGGCGCUGGCUGCCGGGACGGGGCGGGCAGAGCCGUCCCCCGCAACCCCCCUCUUCCCCUUCCAGGACCCGGCCCUGCCGUGGCAACGCCGCCUCGACGACCUGAUGGGCCGUCUGAGCCCCGACGAGCUGGUGCUGCAGGUGGCGAGGGGGGGAGCGAUGGGCAACGGCCCCGCACCCCCCAUCCCGCGGCUGGGAAUCGGGCCCUACAACUGGAACACGGAGUGUCUGCGGGGGGAUGCGGAGGCACCCGGCUGGGCCACAGCCUUUCCCCAGGCCCUGGGGCUGGCUGCCACCUUCAGCCCUGAGCUCAUCUACCGAGUAGCCAAUGCCACUGCUACAGAGGUCAGAGCCAAGCACAACACAUUUGCUGCCACCGGGCGCUACGAUGACCACACUGGGCUCAGCUGCUUCAGCCCUGUCCUCAACAUCAUGCGGCACCCACUGUGGGGCAGGAACCAGGAGACCUACGGGGAGGACCCAUUCCUCAGUGGAGAGCUGGCCCACAGCUUCGUGCAGGGACUGCAGGGUCAGCAUCCCCGCUACAUCAAGGCCAGCGCUGGCUGCAAGCACUUCAGUGUGCACGGAGGACCUGAGAACAUCCCCGUCUCCAGGCUCAGCUUUGAUGCCAAGGUGCUGGAGAGAGACUGGCACACCACCUUCCUGCCCCAGUUCCAGGCGUGUGUGCGUGCUGGUUCCUACAGCUUCAUGUGCAGCUACAAUCGGAUCAAUGGCAUUCCUGCCUGUGCCAACAAGAAGCUGCUGACGGACAUCCUGCGUGGAGAGUGGGGGUUCAAGGGCUAUGUAGUGAGCGAUGAGGGGGCCCUGGAGCUCAUCGUGCUGGGGCACCACUACACACGAACCUUCCUGGAGGCAGCAGUUGCCUCCAUGAACGCCGGCUGCAACCUGGAGGUCUCCUAUGGCUUGAGGAGAAACGUCUUCAUGCACAUCCCCCAGGCUUUGGAGACGGGCAACAUCACACUGCAGAUGCUGCGUGACCGGGUCCGGCCCCUCUUCUACACACGGAUGCGGCUGGGGGAAUUCGACCCCCCGGCCAUGAACCCCUACAGUGCCCUGGACCUGAGUGCCGUGCAGACCCCGGAGCACCAGAACCUCUCACUGGAAGCUGCUGUCAAGAGCUUCGUGCUGCUGAAGAACAUACGGGGGACGCUGCCCCUCAAGGCUCCAGACUUGCUUGGCAAGCGCCUGGCGGUGGUGGGUCCCUUUGCUGACAACCAUCGGGUGCUGUUUGGGGACUACGCUCCAGUGCCGGAGCCGCGGUACAUCUACACUCCCCGGAGAGGGCUGGAGAUGCUGCAGGUCAAUGUCAGCUUUGCAGCAGGCUGCCCCGAGCCGCGGUGCCAGCGGUACCACCCGGCAGAGGUGGUGGGUGCAGCGGGGGCUGCUGACGUGGUGGUGGUUUGCCUGGGAACAGGGGUGGAUCUGGAGACAGAGGCAAAGGACCGGAGCGACCUGUUGCUGCCAGGCCACCAGCUGGAGCUGCUGCAGGGUGCUGUGCGGGCGGCUGCUGGCCGCCCUGUCAUCCUGCUGCUCUUCAACGCUGGGCCCCUGGACGUGAGCUGGGCACAGGCACAUGAGGGUGUGGGGGCCAUCCUGGCCUGCUUCUUCCCUGCUCAGGCCGCUGGCCUGGCCAUCACCAGGGUCCUGUUGGGUGAGAUGGGGGCCAACCCAGCCGGCAGGCUGCCAGCCACAUGGCCCAUGGGCAUGCACCAGGUGCCACCCAUGGAGAACUACACCAUGGAGGGGCGGACAUACCGGUACUAUGGGCAGGAGGCCCCACUCUACCCCUUUGGGUACGGGCUGUCCUACACCACCUUCCAGUACCGGGACCUGGUGCUAAGCCCCCCAUCACUGCCCCUCUGUGCCAACCUCUCCGUGUCUGUGGUGUUGGAAAACACGGGGCAGCGGGAUGGUGAGGAGGUGGUGCAGCUCUACCUGAGGUGGGAGCAGUCGUCGGUGCCAGUGCCGCGCUGGCAGCUGGUGGCUUUCCGCCGUGUGGCCAUACCAGCCGGCCAGGAGACCAAGCUGUCCUUCCAGGUGACAGCCGAGCAGCGUGCUGUCUGGGCACAGGACUGGCACCUUGAACCUGGCACCUUCACCCUCUUUGCUGGUGGGCAGCAGCCGGGCCAGCAGACACGGGCACCCUCAGAGGUCCUGAGCUCCCAGUUCACCAUCACCGGCACAGCCCGGCCCUUGCGUGGGUGCUAGAGGCACCCGGCAGCCCACGGUGCUGGUGCUGGUGCUGGGCAGGGGGUGUGGUGGGUAGGCUGCCUCGCAAUAAAGUGGGACCACA
This is a messenger RNA of Calypte anna (Anna's hummingbird), 2520 nucleotides long. Its product is annotated as beta-xylosidase/alpha-L-arabinofuranosidase 2. The transcript has 14 exons. Gene Ontology annotation, cellular component: plant-type cell wall. Gene Ontology annotation, biological process: arabinan catabolic process; xylan catabolic process. The record is from RefSeq and is a predicted model, not a curated record. Bases 117 to 2435 code for a protein of 772 amino acids. Gene Ontology annotation, molecular function: alpha-L-arabinofuranosidase activity; xylan 1,4-beta-xylosidase activity. NCBI's taxonomy places the organism in Eukaryota, Metazoa, Chordata, Aves, Apodiformes, Trochilidae.